AUGUGGAAUGGUUUGCUAUACAAAAAGAAGUCAUUGCCCUCCAUUCAAUUCAUCACUCAACUCUAUACACCAACAUCAUCACACCACCAAUUGUUCAUUUUCAACACUGUCGGCCUUCACGUUGACGCUCUCUACCAACGACCUUUAAUACCUCUUAAUUACCUUCCACCUUGUACCUUCACGACCUUUUCUCCCUCACGCCAAAUUCUUGUCUCUUCCACCUUCCUCCCCUUCCACCAAUUCCUCUUCACAAUGCCUCACAAAGUGAACAACUCAAAUUCCACCCUCGCCAGCCAGAGCAGCGGAGACCAAACCACCGAAGUUCGGAAUCUCACCAAUCCCGUCCGGAAACCCCCGGUCAUCGUGCACAACAAGGGCGGCCAAAUCUACGAUGAAACCCGGCCCUCGGACUGGGACAAGCAACGCUGGAAGUAG
Molecule: messenger RNA, 435 nt
Organism: Penicillium olsonii
Lineage: Eukaryota; Fungi; Ascomycota; Eurotiomycetes; Eurotiales; Aspergillaceae
Source: the annotation of a GenBank genome assembly